UUCCAAGAAAAUAAACUUCCGGUUGAAAAAAUAUUUUUACAAAGAUACACAUAAACAAUAAUACAAGGCCAUAAUGUUUGGUGGACAUUUUCACGGAGGCAUGUUCCAGCAUGAUCUACAAGGUUCAUUUAAGACAACGUAUCGCUGUUACUCUGUAUCCAUGUUACCAGGCAACGAAAGACAAGAUGUGGAGAAAGGCGGUAAAAUUAUAAUGCCCCCAUCUGCAUUAGACAAGCUAACACGACUCAACAUACAAUACCCGAUGUUGUUCAAACUGACAAACACUAGAACGAAGAGAGAAACUCAUUGUGGCGUAUUAGAGUUUGUGGCUGACGAAGGCAGGAUCUAUCUUCCAUAUUGGAUGAUGAGGAAUUUGUUGUUGGAAGAAGGAGCCCUCGUUGGAAUCGAAUGCAUCUCACUCCCUGUCGCAACAUUUACAAAAUUCCAGCCACAGUCUACAGACUUCCUGGACAUCUCAAAUCCCAAAGCUGUACUUGAAAAUGCUUUGAGAAACUUUGCAUGUCUUUCUACCGGGGAUAUUCUAGCCAUCAAAUACAAUGAUCGGGACUAUGAACUAUGUGUACUAGAGACAAAACCUGGCAAAGCGGUAUCAAUCAUAGAGUGUGAUAUGAAUGUCGACUUUGCGCCCCCUGUUGGCUAUGAGGAACCCACACGCAAUGCACCCACAGCCAAGACACAUGAGGAGGAAGAAGAACCUGGUGUUGAUAUGACCGAUUAUGUUGAUCCUAAUCAGUUUAAGAUAUUCAGUGGUUCAGGAAACAGACUAGAUGGCAAAAUAAAGAAUACAGAAAGUGCACCAAUUACUGGACAGACAAGUGAAAUAAAAAGAGGAAUUCCAAAUUAUAAUUACAAGAAAGGAAAGAUCACAUUUAUUCGUACCCAGAAAAAGAUAGAAAAUGGAGCUGAUAUGGACAAUGAUGACUUUGAGGCAUUUUCAGGAUCAGGACAGUCUUUACGCAAGACUAAAGGACGGAAGUGAAAAAUGAACUUCUAAAUAAUCAGGACAUGAUUGAGACUUUUUGAAGGAUAUUUUCACGAAGGCUUAACCCACUGACCUUCUAUUUUUAUCAACAAGUCAUUUUCAUUAGGCUAGUAAUGUAAAGGACUAGGAGAAAUUUUGUCACACUGUACCAUGCGUGUGUACUUCAGGGAAUUUCAAUGUGCUAUUAAUGUGAUAAUGGCAAAAUAUUACAAGAUUUAACGCCAGAACUGCAAAAUUGAAUACAGAAAAAAUGUUGAGAAAUUGGCAAUUGAAUUUGAAGAAAUCAUAAAUCAG
Owenia fusiformis is the source of this 1297-nucleotide messenger RNA. Lineage: Eukaryota; Metazoa; Annelida; Polychaeta; Sabellida; Oweniidae. The record is from the annotation of a GenBank genome assembly.